Messenger RNA from Sciurus carolinensis (gray squirrel), 1401 nucleotides. It is a transcript of the gene Prss12, whose product is annotated as serine protease 12. The record is from RefSeq and is a predicted model, not a curated record. Gene Ontology annotation, cellular component: synaptic cleft; membrane; terminal bouton. Lineage: Eukaryota; Metazoa; Chordata; Mammalia; Rodentia; Sciuridae.
AUGACGCCCGCCGGCCUGCUGCUGGCGCUCAUGCUAGGGGUUCUCCGCGAGGCCACCAGCGUGGAUCCGCUGCGUGGAUACCCGCUCCGCCCCCGCCACCCGCCCCCGGGGCGCCAGCACGCGUUCUCCAGCACCGUGGCUCAGCGGAGACCUGGGACGCCCGCGCCGUCCCCGCGCUCCCCGCCUGCUGCCCGGGCUCCGCGCCUUCCCGGGGUCUGCCCCGCGGGCGCGCCGUGGGUCAACGAGACGGCCCGGGGCGCCCCGUGUCUGCGCUGGGCGGAGGUGCCCGCCCUCCUGGAGCGGUCGCCCCCGGAGGGCUGGGCGCCGCUGCGAGGGCAGCGCCACAACUUCUGCCGCAGCCCCGACGGUGCGGGCGCUCCCUGGUGCUUCUACCGCAGCGCCCCGGGCAAGGCGGACUGGGGCUACUGCGGCUGCUGGCACGGGUCUGUUCGACUUCAUGGUGGCAAGAAUGAGUCUGAAGGCACUGUGGAAGUCCACUGGGGCGCCAUAUGCAGCAGCCACUGGGGCGACCCUGAUGCGUCCGUCAUCUGUUGCCAGCUGCAGUUGGGAGGAAAGGGAGUAGCAAGGCACACCCCGGUCUCGGGACUGCGCCACAUUCCCAUUCACUGGCGCAGUGUCCACUGUCGCGGAGACGAAGAGAGCAUACUGCUCUGCGAAAAGGAGGCCCGGAGGGGUGGGGCGUGUCCCCAGGAGACAGCCUCCGUCUCCUGCUUCGCAUCCCAUGGCCCAGAGCCGCUGGCCAUCCGCCUGGCUGGUGGCCGCAGCCCCCGUGAAGGGCAAGUGGAGCUCUACCGUGCUGGUCGGUGGGGCACCAUCUGUGAUGACCAGUGGGACGAUGCAGAUGCAGCAGUGGUCUGCAGGCAGCUAGGUCUCAGCGGCAUUGCUAAGGCAUGGACUCAGGCAUAUUUUGGGGAAGGAUCUGGCCCCAUAAUGUUGGAUGAAGUGCACUGCACUGGGAAUGAGCUCUCCAUUGAGCAGUGUCCCAAGAGUUCCUGGGGAGAUCAUAACUGUGGCCACAGAGAAGACGCUGGAGUGUCCUGUGCACCUCUGACAGACGGCCGCAGACUUGCCGGCGGGCCAGGCAGCCGCGAGGGCCCUGAGGUGCACCACCCCGGGCGGUGGGGAAGCGUCUGCGACCAUGGCGAGCCGCUCGACACCCGCGUGGCCUGCCACUAGCUGAGACUCAGGCAUGGCAGACAAGCCCCUGCAAACCACUGUGAAGCCAGCACAGGGCCCGUGUGGCUGGACGACGUCCGAUGCUCGGGAAGGGAGGCCAGCUUCCUCCGUGCUCCAGGGGCCCGGGGCCGGCAUGACUGCAGCCAUGGGGAGGACGUGGGCCUCCCCUGCUGCCCGGGCAGCGAGGGGCAUGCCUGCAUCUGG